Parnassius apollo (apollo) is the source of this 1098-nucleotide messenger RNA. Lineage: Eukaryota; Metazoa; Arthropoda; Insecta; Lepidoptera; Papilionidae. The record is from the annotation of a GenBank genome assembly.
AUGCCUGCUGUCUGUAUCCUCAAUGACAUGCAUGUAAGCACUGUUCCACCAGAAAUAGCUCAGCUGAACGACUAUGAAAACAUUUUAAUCCAACGCGCUAAAGCGUUUCAGGUGGUUGUCACAAUGAAUCCUGUGGCUAGUAAACGUCUACCCAAUCGUCAGAUGGUUAAAAAAGUAAAGGGCAGGACUUUUCAUUUACCACUUCCGAAGGAAGAAACCCUAAAAAAACUCCCAAAACCUGAAGACGCAAUAAUUGAAAACCCAGAACUUUAUAUUAUAGUCCGAAGUACGCCAAACAAAGCAAAUAUUAUAUGGCAAGAUAUUGUUGACGUUAAUAAAGUGUACAAAGCAUUACAAUACUUAAAAAAUUUAAACGAACAUUAUGCUUAUAUCAAAUUAACAGAUUUACCUAAUCAGCUCAUAAACAUACAUGAAAAUAUUCAACAUAAUGUUACAAAUACACCAGAUAAUGCUGAAGAAGGCAUUUUAGAAGAUGGUACAGCAGCACUGUUGACCCAAAUCACAAGAGAAAAGGAAACUGAUUAUGAGCAUUACACCAUGUAUCCUUUGAAUGAACGGAAACAAAAUGCACCAGCUUCAGAACUCUACCAAAUGCUCAAAGUAAACACAGCACCGAUUGAUGCCCGAGAUAAAGACCUCGAUGUUAAAUGUUUUCCACAUUUAUAUGUAGAAGGAAAAUACGGCCAAUUUCAUAAUCGGCAGCAGAAAGUAACUUCUAGUGAAUUUAGUAAAGCCCGGCUUAUGUCAAAACAUCCUCAAUUUAGACAUAACCAACAGUAUUUAUUUUUAUUAUUGAAUGAUGCUAAUAUGUGCCAAUUAAACUCCGGAAUCUUUUAUAAAAUGAAUUGUGCUAAUCAGAGAGAUAAAAUUACGGCAGAACAGUAUCUCCAAAUGCUUAAAAAUGAUGAGCUGGAAGGUGAUUUGACCGCAAUAUUUGGCCGACUGAGAAACACCGAACAGUUCUGGAAGAAAUCAAGAAACGAUGUAAACUGUAUGACUCAAAAUUACGGUCCAGCAACUUGGUUUCUUACCAUGAGUCCCUCUGAGUGGAUGUGGGAGGAUUACAUCAGGCAGUAA